Messenger RNA from Vigna unguiculata (cowpea), 1121 nucleotides. RefSeq names its product carbonic anhydrase Nec1-like. The record is from RefSeq and is a predicted model, not a curated record. Gene Ontology annotation, molecular function: carbonate dehydratase activity; zinc ion binding. Gene Ontology annotation, biological process: one-carbon metabolic process. NCBI's taxonomy places the organism in Eukaryota, Viridiplantae, Streptophyta, Magnoliopsida, Fabales, Fabaceae.
AUCUCUCCAUCAACAACAUAUCCAAGAGCUAAUAAUCUCUGUGGCACUCGGCAUUCUCUCAAGAAGAAAAAAAUCUCCACCGUCCUGAAACAUGCAGCGAAUUUCGAUUGCAAUUUCACUAAUAUCCAUUUUAUUAUGUUCCGCUAUAUUAACUAGAGCUCUUCCUGAUGAACCUGAGUUUGGUUACGAUGAAGAUAGUGCAAAUGGGCCUCAACACUGGGGCGAUAUUAAAGAAGCAUGGGCAGCAUGCAAAACAGGGCAAAUGCAAUCUCCUAUUGAUUUGUCCAGAAACGAUGUGCAAGUGAUUCCCAAAUUAUGGGGUCUCAAAUAUUGGACCUAUAACCCUCAAUAUGCUACACUCUCCAACAGAGGUCACGAUGUUGCAGUGGAUUAUUUGAGAGGGGAUGCGGGCUCAAUAGACAUAGAUGGAUCAUCUUUUUCCCUCGUACAAAUCCAUUGGCACUGGCCCUCCGAACAUACCAUCGACGGCCGGAGGUAUGACUUGGAGUUGCACAUGGUGCAUGUUAGCCCACAGCCUGAUGGAACAAACAAAACUGCUGUUGUUGGUGUUUUGUACAAGUAUGGUUCUCCUGAUCCAUUGCUCUCUAAGGUGGAACAAUACCUAGGGGACAUUCCUAAAGAAAAUGAAGAGGAAAGUAUCGGAGAAAUUGAUCCCUCAGAGAUUAUGAGUGGUAAGAUGUUCUACAGAUACAUAGGAUCACUCACUGCACCACCUUGCACCGAAGGCAUUAUUUGGACCAUUGAUAAGAAGAUAAGAAGUGUUUCAAGAAGACAAGUGGAGUUACUGAAGGAUACUGUACUUAAACCUUAUGCUCCAGGGAAUGCAAGGCCACUACAGCCUCUAAAUCAGAGGAACCUACAGCUCUACCUUUCAAAGAAGCCUCUCUAUUAGUUUCAGCAUUGCUCUAUUUUUUUUUUUCUUUUUCUUUAUUAUUCAUUUUACAUUGGUCUGCUUCAUUCUUUUUAUGUAAAAUAAGCGUUUUCCCGAGUGGAAGCGCAUAAAAACGAAUAAGUAUUUUCAAUUGAUUUUUCCUGUAUUUUUUUGACAUUUUUGGGAUUAUAAAUUUUGUUGACCGAGAAAGAACAGUUAUAAUUGGUCA